Molecule: messenger RNA, 1263 nt
Organism: Andrographis paniculata
Lineage: Eukaryota; Viridiplantae; Streptophyta; Magnoliopsida; Lamiales; Acanthaceae
Product: ADP-ribosylation factor GTPase-activating protein AGD10-like
Exons: 7
Coding region: 1-1263 (420 amino acids)
Biological process (GO): COPI coating of Golgi vesicle
Molecular function (GO): GTPase activator activity
Source: RefSeq, a predicted model, not a curated record
AUGGCUUCGGACAAUUACAAUUACAAAGACAAAAAUGCAGUUUUUCGAAAACUCAAAGCCAAGCCCGAAAACAAGAUGUGUUUUGAUUGCUAUUCGAAGAAUCCGACAUGGGCGUCGAUAACAUAUGGAAUUUUCUUGUGUAUUGAUUGCUCCGCCGUUCAUCGGAGCCUUGGCGUCCAUGUCAGUUUUGUCAGGUCAAUACUUUUAGAUUCAUGGACACCCGAGCAACUGAAAAUUAUGGUACACGGAGGAAACAAUCGCGCGCAAUAUUUUUUCAAGCAACACGGAUGGAGUGAUGGAGGAAAGAUCGAGUCCAAAUACACAUCAAGAGCUGCUGACCUCUACCGGCAAAUUCUGUCCAAAGAAGUCGCUAAAAGCAAUGCUGAAGAAGCUUCCGGACAUCCUUCAUCACCGGGUGUCGCGGGAGCUUCAAAUGGAUUCAAGAAAAUCGAUGAAAGCAAUCAUCAAGAAGAGGGUUCUUUGCCCAAUUCCCCAACUUUUAGUGAAUCCUCCGCGGAGGUGACUAGAGUACAAGUGUCGGUUGCGCCAAGAGCCCGCCCGACAGUUUCCAAGGCCAUUAAGAAGCCUCUUGUCGCCAAGAAAAUCGGUAAGACUACAAGCGGGCUUGGCGCGCGAAGGCUUACUAGCAAGAAUAACGAUAGCCUUUACGAGCAAAAGCCAGAAGAGUUGCACUUCGAAAUUUCUUCAAGAAAUUCAACGAAAGAGAGCAAUCCCGAUGCCGGUUAUGUAUUUACUUCUCGAUUUGAGUAUAAGGAUUAUACACAACCUAAUGAUGUGAAUCAAUAUAGCAAUAAUGUUGCUAUUCGACAUGUAUCUCCUCCCAAGUCAUCUAAUUCUUCUAAUAUAGACGACGACGACGUGCAUGACGCCGGUUUCCUCAGAAAGAUUUCAAGUCUACCAAAAUUUCAGGUGGAUGAAACCGAUGAAGCCAGAAAGAAGUUCUCCAAUGCAAAAUCGAUUUCAUCAGCUCAAUAUUUCGGUGUUCAAAACAAGGCCAUGGAUCCCGAAGUAUCAGCUUCUUUACAGAAGUUUUCGGGCUCUUCAGCAAUUUCUAGUGCUGAUUUUUUUGGCAAUAAUUCAUCCAAAUACUCCGAAUUCACUCCAAAUGAUCUAAUGAAUCGUUUGUCGUACCAGGCUCAACAUGACUUGUCGUCGCUCAAGAACAUGGCUGGAGAAACUGGAAAACGGUUGAGCUCCCUCGCGAACAAUCUACUUGCCGAUCUUCAGGACAGGGUUUUGUGA